Molecule: messenger RNA, 33972 nt
Organism: Portunus trituberculatus (swimming crab)
Lineage: Eukaryota; Metazoa; Arthropoda; Malacostraca; Decapoda; Portunidae
Product: MAM and LDL-receptor class A domain-containing protein 2-like
Exons: 162
Coding region: 154-33663 (11169 amino acids)
Cellular component (GO): membrane
Molecular function (GO): protein binding
Source: RefSeq, a predicted model, not a curated record
CGCUUGCCGUCACUUCACGUCACGCCGCGCCGCGCUUCUGCUGUCCCCGCGCUGACGUGAACCUUGGCUUUGCUGUUUUGUGUGAAUUUGUUGUGAAUACGAAGCAAGAGAAUUAUUUAGUGAAGGAGAGUUUCCCGGCGCUGCUCCGUCACCAUGCGGGCGGAGAGGGCUAACAUGUGCCCCUUUCCUUUACCCUUGCUCCUCGCGCUAUCUGUCCUCUGGGCAGCAGGAGCGGUAGUGUGUGACCGUCAUGUCCCUGCCGAGGACUCCCCGACCAUCACCACAACCACCGCGGCGCCUCUCACCCUCUGGCACUGUGGCUUCCAGGAGGACAUGUGUGGGCUGACCAAAGUGGAUGGCCUGGAGGGUUCCUGGGAGCGCGUCUACACGAUAGAUCCAGUACUCGAGUCGCCAGAUACUUGGAGCAUCGCGCUGGUAUCUGGCAUGGCCGCAGGGGAGAGGGCUGGCCUGCUGUCACCUGCGCUGCCUUCCUCAGACGCCCCUCGCUGCCUCACCUUCUACUACUACCUGGACGGCGCCGAGCCAGGCCAGCUCACCGUCCUACUCAGGGAAGAAGAGGGGGCCGCCGCCGCCGAGGCUGUGUGGACUCGGGGCUGGCCUGAGGGGCCGCAGUGGAAGUUUGCCUACAUAGAACUUCAUCUCAACACUUCUGUCUCAAUUUUGUUUGAGGGCGUGCGGGGCGGCAACUUUAUAUCUGACCUGAGGUUAGACGAGAUCCAUCUGAAGGAGGGUUCGUGUGACAUCAUCCCUCCCACUGACAUUACGGAGAGGUUUCGAUGUGAUUUUGAAGAAGAUGUGUGUGGAUUCACCUUAGAGGACAAGCAAGGGAAGUGGAUUUGGACAUAUUACAAUGAUCCUGAUGUUAAUGUCACAUUCCCAGAGCAAGACCACACCUACAACACUGGCUAUGGAAAGUACUUGGCCGUCCUGCUGAAUUCCCCCAAGAGUGGUGUGGUGGGCAGAGUGCAGACACACAAAUUUUCUCUUGAGCAACACCAGCCACAGUGCUUCUCGUUCUGGUACAUGCACAAUGGCCAAUCCAACAAGGACUCCCUCUCUGUGUAUGUCAAGCAUGGCCUGGAUGUCUUUCCCUCAGCCAUUUGGAAAGAGAAAAACGCACAGCACCUGUCCUGGCUGGAGGCAAACAUCCCCAUUCCAUCGGGCCUCAUGAACUUCCAGGUGGAGUGGGAGGCUUACCAGCAGUCAGAGAGUCAGGAUGGAGUCAUUGCCAUUGAUGAUGUGAAGCUCUCUGCCCAGGAGUGCCCAUCCAUAGGUAGCUGCACCUUUGAGGCCGGCACUUGUGGCUGGCAAAACCUGUUUGAGAAUGUUAAUGUGACUGAGGACACAAAUGACUGGCUUCAGGGCUCUGGCGAAAGUCACCUCAAUGAUGCAGGUCCUCACACUGACCACUAUAAUGACACUUCAGGCAUGUUUCUCUACAUUGAUGGUAUGGAGACAGGGACGGCCGUGCUGGAGAGUCAGCUGUUGGUACCUGAGCAGCACAGCGACUUUUGUUUCUCCUUUUGGUUCUACAUUGAGGGUGAGGCAGAUGACAAGUUGGCCAUCAGUGUUGUGGCUGACAGUGGCAAGGAGAAGGAGGUGUGGGUGGCGGGUGUGGCGAGUGGCUGGGCGCAGGGACAGGUGCGAGUCAAAGCCACAGAAUUCGUCUUUAUUGAAGUGGCCUAUCAGCUGUACAUUCGAGGCACACGCACCUCAGACAAGUCUAUGAUUGCGCUGGAUGACUUUUCAUUCAAGAAGAAAAUUGAAUGUCCUAAAAAACCAGAAACUCCAGUGACGGAGGGGCCCUCAAGCUCCUCCACUCCUCCUUCAAAUGUGCUGUGGGGCUGUGACUUCACCAGUGGCACGUGUGGACUUAACAUGACAGGAGAAGGGGAUUGGUACCUCACAGAAUAUGUCAACACAACACAACACAAUCAUGAUAAAAUGUGUUUAAGUUUCUUUGGUUUGGAGGGGAAUGAAGGUCGAGCUGCCCUGCCACACCUUGAGGCUCACGAUGGCCCUUCCUGCCUCACCUUCUGGUACAUAAUUGGAUCAGUGAACCGUGGCAACAUUUCCAUCAUGUUCACGUCUGGAGAUGGUGGGUUAGGUAAGGUGGUCUGGGCUCGCUCUGAGGCUGCAGGUAAUGUUUGGAUUACAGCAGAUCUGUCUGUUCCUGUGGAUGGCUCUACACUGGUGGAAUUUGUUGUUGUGAAUGGGCAACAGAAUGAAGGUGUUCUCGGCAUUGAUGACAUUGUUGUGACUGGUGAUACUUGCAAUCACAUCUUUCCUGAUUUUUGGUGGUGUGACUUUGAGUAUCCUGAUCUGUGUUUGGUUAGCACUGACCCAGGUCUGAAUGACUGGAAGUGGGUCUCGCCUCUUCAGGACCAAGAUAGUUCACAGACGCCUCACAUACCUGCUGAUCACACCUAUCAGACUGGCUAUGGACAUUAUAUGGAGGCAGCAUUGGUGCCCAGCAACACUGAGGGCAGAGUGGGGAGUCUCAGAACACCCUGGAUAUUCCAACCCCAACACAACCCAAUGUGCGUCUCCUUUUGGUAUGUCCACAACGGUGCCACCAAUGUUGACAGUCUCUAUGUCUAUGCUAACAUAUCUGGAAGUCUAGGACAUCACCUUUGGCAAGAGAAAGCCAGUUACAUUAAUACUUGGCUGUCGGCCUCGGUGCCCAUCGCUGCCGGGGAGGAGCGGUCUGUGCAGGUGUUGUGGGAGGCUUGGCAAGGCAAGAGGGAAGACCACUCCUCCAUGGCUGUGGAUGACAUCAAGAUCACCAUGCUGCCUUGUCACACUCUAGGAAGUUGCACUUUUGAAUAUGGAACCUGUGGAUGGCAGAAUGUAUUGUCUGGGGAGGGACUGGCCAAUGAGACGGCCUGGCUGGUGGGCUCAGGCUCCUCUGGGUCCGACUUAGACGGUCCAGACACUGACCACACUGGAGACCGUGAAGCAAUGUACCUGUAUGUUGACUCCAUGUUUGGUGAGACAGGCAAAGCAACACUGCAGAGUCAGAUGUUUGUUCCACAGGAGGAUAAUGACCUCUGCUUCCACUUCUGGUUCUAUGUAAAGGGAAAUGAUGUGAAGCUGGCAGUGGAGUUGGAGGCCGAGGGUUUCUCCCGGAAGGAGGUUUGGCAGCAGGGUGAUGGUGGCGGUCAGUGGGAGGAAGGACAAGUGCAUGUCAAGGCAAAGGAGUUUUUCAGUGACAAGGCAUACCAGGUCUUCAUCACUGGAGAAAGAAAUGGAGAAUGGAAUGUUAUUUCAGUUGAUGACUUCAGCUUUACCGUAUUUCAUGACAACUGCCCCACGUUGCCACAAGCAGACCCGACCAUAACAACCACUCCAGCCCCAACGAGCAUUUCUUGCACCUUUGAAGUUGAUCAGUGUGGAUGGGAGAACAUAGACCAGGACGGACCACUUUCCUGGAUUCAUGACAAUGUCCAACACCAAAUGGUGCUGAAGUAUGAUAGAGACUUACGCAAGGCAGUGGAGACAGACGCAAACAUGGAGAACUACAGUGAAAGAUUCUCUUUGACGAAGAAGGCUGAGCUGAGGAGUCCUUUGUUCGACAUCUCUGGUGGAGCCACCUACUGCUUCUCCAUCUCAUGGGCCGUGCAGUCUCAAGAGAAUGCAGAGUUUGGUGUUGUUUUAGAGACGAAAGAAGGCUUCAUUAUGAACUUCCUGCUGAAUGAGAAGGGAGGCAGUGGAGGGGCGUGGCGGACCUCCCACGUAGAGAUCAGUGUGAAGGGAGCCCACCAUGUAGCAGUCAUUGGCCAGGUCAACGAUGCCUUUAAUGGAUCAAUGGCUUUCACCAAUAUUCAGAUGAAAUAUCAGCAGUGCACAGAAGGUUAUGUGAAUGGUACACUCUUGUGUGAUUUUGAGUCUGAUGACAAGUGUCAAUUUGUCACUUCUAUGCCGGGAGAUACCACAGUGUGGACUUGGGGCAAAGGAAACCCAUACAUUGACCACACUCUGGGCACUGAAUAUGGCCACUCAAUGUACAUAGACAUUGCCUAUGCUGGGAGCAACCAGAUGGCUCAUAUGGUGACUCCUGAAAUCAUGUCAGUGUCUGAGCCGUACUGCAUCACCUUCUGGCUUUACAUCUCUGAGCCAAAGACUGGCUUAUUGACGGUCUCAGCUUACCAGAAUGAAGAAAUGCUUGCCUCGGCAUGGACGUCAAAGAACGACGACUUCCACCUCACCUGGCGUGGAGCAUCUUUCUCCAUCUCUACCAAGAAGGAGUUGUAUUUUGAUGUGGUGUUUGAAGUGAUAACAGGAGAGGAGAGUUGGGGCACCAUUGCUGUUGAUGAUGUGAAGGUGAGCCCAGGGUCAUGUUCAAUGCCUGUGGCGUGUGCCUUUGACAAUGAAGACCUGUGCCUCUGGUCACAAAAUAGAGAGGAUGACUUAAACUGGCUCUUCCAUAAUAAUCUGGAUGGACUGGAAGAUCAUUCUGAUGAGAAGGAAGGAUACUUCAUCGCACUGCAGCCUGGGCCACCAGCGUCUCCUGGAGAUCGGGCAAUUAUAAUGUCACAGCUCUUUGACACUAAAGCCAUAUCCUGCAUUUCCUUUUGGUUCUGCAUGUCGGGUCCAAAUGUUGGAUUACUGAGCAUAAAAUUUGUAAAUGCUCAUUAUGACAACACAUUGAUGUGGCAGAUAAAUGGUACUGUGUCUGACAACCCAGAAUGGCAGUUUGGCCAGCUGUCCAUCCCUCCAACAGAUUUGUAUGGCAUGGUUUCCAUCAUUGCUAAGACAAGUUCAUCUGAAGAAGCUGGGACCGGAAUCAUUGCUAUUGAUGCCAUUGAAAUGCGGGAGGAUGUGCAAUGUGCCUUUGAGCCCGACUAUGCAGAGGUCGGCACUCUACCUCCAACCACCACCACUCCCAUCCCAACCCCAACACCAGGCUAUGACUUCUCUUGCACAUUUGAAAAUAUAUAUUUCCUGCUUUGUGGCUGGAAGGAUGUUUCACCACAGGGAUUUGCAUGGACUAUUGUAAAGGGCACUCUCACCUCUGUUGGGAUUGGUCCAGUGAGUGACCACACCACAGGGUCUGGCAACUACCUGUCAACAUCCCGCUCUCCUGAUGAGGUGGUCACAGUGGAUAAGGUGUCCAUCCUGCAGAGUCCAGACAUCAGACACACUGGCAUCAAGUGCUUUGUCUUCUGGUACUUCAUAUGGGGAGACCAGUCAAAGCUAGCAAUGAAGCUUGCCAAGGAGGAAGUGUGGAGCCGCUCUGGGAGUCAAGGCAACAAAUGGGUGGUGGCAACAGUCGAACUUGGUGAAAACUUUGGCCGCACAGUCUCUCUGGAGGCAACACUGCAGGCGGAUCACGAGAACACUUAUGUGGCUAUUGAUGACCUCUAUGCCUACAACAUCUCUUGUGAAAGUGUGGAUGUGGGAAUGAGGCAGGGGUGGCAGUGUGACUUUGAGGAGGCAGCCUUGUGUGGAGCAGCUAAUCAGGCAGAAGGUGACAACUAUGACUGGGAUUGGGUUGAUGGAAAUAAGGGAGCCAUUGGUGGUUAUGAUCACUCAUACAACACGAAGGUUGGCCACUUCCUUCAAAUUGUUUCGGAUGACAUGGGUCCCGGCAGAUACAAUGUUGCCAAACUGAAGCUGCCUAUCAUUGGAAAUGUGCCAUCUGGUGACCACUGUUUCCAGCUUUACUAUAUCAGACUUGGCACGGCUGGCUCUGGAAUCCUGAAAAUCUAUAUUGAAGCCGAUGGCAAUCUUGAGUUGUUGGUAGAAAUUAAUGAAGAUGAAGAAGUGUCGAGCUGGACUCUUCUCCAGCAAACCUAUGUCAAUAGGAAUGACAAUGCCACUCUUCAGUUUGUUGUGAGAGGUGACCUGGACACACUCUCUGAUAGCACACAGCAACCCGUCUUAGCCAUUGAUGAUUUCUCCUUCACUUCUUCGGGUUGCCCACUGCCUGGGUCGUGUGCCUUUGACAAUGCCCACAUCUGUUCGUGGCACACAGAGAAGAAUGGAAAUCUGAUGUGGCAGUUGUCCAAUGGCUUGCAGGAACAUGGUGGUCCCAAGUACGACCACACCAACAACUCCACUAUUGGCGGCUACAUUGUGGUGGAGGACACUGAAGAACAGAAUGGGAUGGCAACUUCACUGGUCAGCUCCUUUAUUCCCAAUGAUGUGUAUGGCUAUUGCUUCACUUUUUUCUACUCCCUGAGUGGUGACCAAGAGGCUCAGCUGAGAGUGAGGAUUCGCCGUGACAGUGGCAAUACUACUGUGUGGUCUCUCACUGGGGAUCAGGGCACAGAAUGGCUCUAUGCACAGAUGGGAAUUCCUAACUCUGCUGAUGAAGGCUUUGAGAUUGUUGUUGAGGGUGUGGUCGGGUCAUAUGCUAAUGGUUGGAUAGCUCUGGAUGACUUGUACACCUACUCGGGUCACUGCAGCACCGAGCCCCCAGACGCCACCCUGCAGCCUCCCGUCACCUCCACCGCUGCACCAGCUGGUGACAUCUUCAGUUGUGACUUUGAGAUUGACACAUGUUCAAUGGUCCAAGAUAAAACAGAUGACUUUGACUGGACACAUGAACACAUAGAAGACAGCUUUGAGAUGCCUCCUGGGGGACACAUUCUCGUUGAUGCCACUGGGCACUCAUUUCAGGAAAAGGCAAUCAUCACCACACCUUCCUUCACUGUGCAGGGUCUCCAGUGUGUCACUUUCUGGUACCGAUUCAUAGGAAGUGAGUCAGGUAUACUGUCAUUGAACUCGCGGUCAUCUUCUCAUUGGGCGACGGGUCUGUGGAAGAGAAGUGGUCCCACCAUUCCAUCUUGGAAUUCAGCAAUGAUAGACUUGGAUAUGACUCAGAGCUCCUAUGUGUUGGACUGGGAGGUGGAGGUGAUGGAUGAAGACUCCAUCAUCUUGGUGGACAACAUAAUGGUGUCCUCUGGAGGGUGUCCUGUGCAAUCACAAUCCUGUGACUUUGAGUAUGAAGAUGGACAUGACAAGUAUUGUGGAGGUUAUGAGCUAACAACACCAAAGGACUUCAAAUUCUUCCGAACAACAGCAGACAUUUCCCCUGAGUUUGCUGAGAUAGACCACACUUUCAUGUCACAAUAUGGACAGUACAUCGUGGCAGACUUCAGUAAGGCCUCUGGUGGUAGCGAGACCACCCGCAUGUAUGGUCCACAGGUCCGGCCAGACUCCACCUGCUUCUCCUUCUGGUUCAUCCUUGACGUCCACGAGGCGGCCACUCUGAGAGUUGUACUUAAUGAUACCAGUGAGGUUGCCUUUAUGACUGAAUUGGGCACAGGUGGCAUGUGGCAGCUUGGUGCCAGUGAGGUUGGGAGGUUUGGCAGUCAUGGUAAUGCAGUGUUUGAGGUUUUCUCCUCGGCAAUUCACAGAGGUUAUGUGGCCAUUGAUGAUGUAAAGAUGGAGAACUCCAAAAUGUGUCCUGUUGAUGGUAGGUGUGACUUUGAGAAGGACACCUGUGGAUGGAGAAACACGGGAAACCUUCAGUGGGUGUUUUCCAAGCUGGAGCCAGAUGAGAAUGGUCCGUCUACUGAAACACACCUGAUGUUUGUCACUCCUGGUGAUGACCUGGUUGGCUACAUGGCCACACUCACAUCACCCAUCCUCCUGCCUGACUUCAACUGUGUUAGAUUCUGGUUCAAGAAAGCUGAGGAGGCUCCAGUGUCACUGAGGGUUGUGGUGACUCCAGGGCCUGCUUACCUUGGUGAACACUUUGAGGUGACACUGUGGGUGCUGCCAGACACUAUCACAUCAGACUGGCAGGAGGGACAGCUGUCAAUCCCACACUACUCUGUGGAUGCCAUUCAGGUGUACAUUGAAGCUAAACGACUUGAAGGCAGCUGGAGUGGAGGACACAAUGAAGGAUUAGUCCAUAUAGAUGAUGUGGAGGUGUCCAGAUCCUCUGAGUGUAGCACUGUUCCCCCUGAAGCCUCCACAAAGACCACCACCCCAUCCUCUCACCUCACCACAACCCCUAAAGACUCAAUGAAUGAGGUGUCAUGUGACUUCAACAAUGGGGACUUGUGUCAGUGGAGCAGUGGAUCGUCGGAUGUUAUUGAGUGGCUCCUUGAGUCAGACGUCCACAACACUCAUGGCGUAGGACCACUGGCUGACCACACCACAGGCGAUGGUUAUUUCAUAAGCCUCACCCCAACGCACGACCGUAAUGAAGGUGUUGCUGUCAUCGUUACUCCUGAACUAACAGCCACAUCUGCACAGGACUUUUGUCUGCGCUGGUGGUACCACAUGGACGGCUCUGAUGUAGAAAGCCUCAGUGUUCACCUUAUCACUCUGAAGGAAGGAAAGGAAACAGUUGUCUGGACAAAGAAAGGUUUUCAGACUUCAUGGUGGACCGAGGCAUUUGUUGGCAUCCACAUCAAUGAAGCAUUUGUGCUGGAAUUUAGAGGGUCACAGGGGAAAAACCUCCUGUCUAACCUCGCUUUGGAUGACAUUGACAUGAAGCCGGCAGUGUGUCCUGAGAAUGUUGAUACAAUGGCUAGUGACAAAGUUCUGUGCACCUUUGAACAAGGCAACACCUGUGGCAUGGAAGUAGGCUUGGAGAAAGGCUGGACCCUUGUUAAGUCUAGCACUGCAGACCACACAACAGGCACUGAUCAAGGUCAUGUUUUUGAGCUCCGUGGGGGAAGCAAUCCUGUCACGUCUAUUCUGAAGUCUCCUUCCAUCACCGUUGAAAGAACAAAAUGUGUUGGCUUUUAUUACUGGAUUGGAGGCUCAGAGAAUGCAUCUCUUACAGUAUCUGUAGAGAAAGAUGGCGGCACCAGUGUGAGUGAGUCAGUGCAGCUGGUGAAGAUGGCAGAACCAGGCUGGAGGGUCAUAGAGAUUGGACUGUAUAGAUACUAUGGAGAGCAAAUGAAGGUGAUGUUUACUGGAAGUGUUGGGCCAAACAAGGACACUGUGGUGGUCGUGGACGACAUCUUUGUAACAUUAGAAAAGUGUUCUCCAAGAAUUGCAGUGGAGUGCCACUUUGAAAACACAACCUGCCUGUGGAUGAAUGACCCCGAUGGACUUCAGUGGUUUGCCUCAGACACCAGCACUGGCCACAUCCUCAAUGGUCCUGCCGAUGACCUGACCAUAGAACACUACGCCAUCUUUGAGAUUGUGCCACACCAUCAGCCUGGAGCUGUGGGCCGCUUGGUCAGUCCGACUGUCACCAGAUCAGGAUUCAGCACAUUCAUGUGCUUCUCCUUUGCAUAUUCUGCCUGUUGUGAACAUGGAGGAAUUCUGUCUGUGAUCCUGAAAGAUAUCAGUGCUAAAGAUGAAGUUUUAUUGUGGCAGCUUCCAAUAACCAACGAACAUGCAGACUCUCGCUGGCAUGUUGGCCGAGUGGCUGUCAAGGAUCCUCCAGACAAUUAUGUCAUUAUAAUACAAGGAGAGGUGUGGGAUGCCAGAGAAGGUUAUCUGGGCUUUUCAAACUCCCUGCUGAAGGAGAGCCUGGAUUGUCAAUUGGAGCCUGCUGAUGCCACACCUCAGCCACCAUUUAUCCAACCUCUGGCCACCACUACUCCACCGCUGUAUGGCUCUGACUCCCUUGCUUGUGACUUUGAGGAUGCAUCUCACCCACUCUGUGACUUUGAGCUCGACGACAUGGGAUCCUGGACACGAGUGAAUGCCUCCAACCCCCCAUCAAUCUAUAACCCCAUGGCUGAUAACACCUUCAAAAACAGCUCAGGCCACUAUAUCGUAGCUGAGAAUUCUAAAGCAGUAAAUCAUGAUGUGGCAGUACAACUCAGGACUCCUGUGUUAAACUCUACCACUGACUACUGCAUCACUUUCUUCCUGCAUCAUGUGGGAGACAAACCACCACCAGUCAUUGUGAAUGCAGAGCUUUGGGACAGGCCGGACCAUGUGGAGCUGCUGCGCCGUAACUACCCGCUGCAAGACAUGUGGGUGCUGGUGGAGAGGGAAGUGCCGGUGGGAGUAAUGGACGGGCCCUUCAUCAUCACUAUCAAUGCCAUGCUGAAAGAAGACCAGGAUGGAGAUGCUUCUAUUGAUGAUCUGAAGGUGAUGGACUCAAGAUGCCCUCAAGAGGGAGACCUGUCCUGCUCCUUCACCUUGGGCCUGUGUGGGUUCCUGCAGGAGGAAGUGAAUGAUGACACAGACUGGCUUUGGCACGAUGCCACUGGAAUGGAUGAUCCUUACCUUCCAAUGGAGUCAAAGAAGCAUGACUACUACAUAUAUCUGAACACUACUAUGCCAGAGGGUACCAGUGCUGUGAUCUAUACCACCGAGUACCGCCUCUCUGAACCCCAUUGUGCUACUUUUGAUGUGCAUCUCUACUCUGAGAAGGAACAGACUGCAUUACUGCAAGUCUUCAAUGUAGGAGCAGGAACAAUUGAUGAUGGACUGCUGAUGCUUCAUGAGAAUGAUAAUCUUGGUUUUGACUGGGCCACCUUGCAGGUGCUGGUGGAGCCGUCCAUGAAGCCAUUCCGUCUUGCUUUCCGAGGAAUCAUUGGGAAGAAUAUGGAUAAUAUUUACUCAACUUUUGCUCUGGAUAACAUCAAGCUAACACCUGGUGCUUGCUACUCACCUGCGUCGUGUUCGUUUGAAGACGGCUCGUGUGGAUGGUUUACUGACGAGUUUGAAGGUGAUGUGCAGUGGGAAUCUGGUGGUCCUGUAGAUUUAUCACUUUCCACCAGGCCUUAUGCUGAGGCCACCAAGAGAAAUAAAAAUGGAGGCUUUAUGUACUUAGAGGCUGAUGAGUACAUGGAGGGCAAAACAGCUAUUCUUCACAGUCAAACUUUUCCUCCAACCAUUGUUGAAAGCUGCUUCACAUUCUGGUACCAUAUCUAUGGUGCUUUUGGUACUCAGCUGACAGUACUUAUGGACAUGGUAGAGUAUGGUGAGUCUGUGUCAGUGUGGAUGGACACAGUGGCCCUCUCCAGGUGGGACAAUGGGUGGCAGUAUGCUUCUGCUCCAUUUGCUGCCAACCAUAAGUUCAGAUUAUCUGUUGAAGCCAUUCUUGGGAGUGGGUUUAUGGGUGAUGUGGCCAUAGAUGACAUCCUGGUGACCACAGGAGGAUGUGCUGUCACUCCUGCAGAGGCAGCAAGGGAGGUGAACUAUGUCCCUCCGUCCAUCCACUCUGGCACAGUGGCAUCACCCUCCAGGAGCACUGCCACUGCCACCAUCCUGCCACUGGGGCCCCAUGACUGCACUUUUGAUGAAGAUCUCUGCUCCUGGUCCAGCACCACUGAUGAUGGCUCUGGAAGCAAGAUGCAGUGGACACAACACGUUGCCGAUGAAACUUCAGAUGGUGGGUUUGCUUUCCUUGACGUCACCGAGGAGGUCGGGAGUGGGUCACAUGGAAUUCUAAAGUCCCAGGAAGUGUCAGCAACGAUGAGUUCCUGCUUGUCCUUAUCUUAUGUCCUUGCUGGACCACAUGAACUCAGUAUCAGUGUUGAGAGUGGGAGCAGCCUGACUGAAGUGUGGCGGCUCUUGGGACCAGCAGGAGACAUGUGGCAGAAGGGACAAGUCACUGUGAUCUCAAAAGACUUAUUCUUCAUUCUCAUCAAAGGAGUGAGAGGAGAUUCCCCUAACGGCCGCAUUGCCAUCGAUACCUUGGUCCUCAGUAAAGGGCCAUGCAGGAUAACAGAGGAUGACUGUGAUUUUGAGAACAAGAAGACCUGUGGGUGGCGGAUGUUGCCAGCACAUGAUGACGGCCCCUGCUGGAAGUGGUCUGAUGGGCAGGCUUUCUUGGCAGACCACUCCACUAAUACAGUGGAGGGUCACAUGCUGCGGGCCGACAAUAACUUUGGAAGCAGUUACUCCAACACGGCCAUUACGUACUCUCCUUUGUUGAUGACGGACCAGACAGGAUGUGUUAGGUUUUUCUACUAUGCAGAGGAAGGAACUGAUGCUGAGCUCAGAGUUUAUUAUGUUGAAUAUGAUGCUGAUGGUUUUGGAGAUCUUGCCCCUGAGAUCCUGUGGUCGUCGUCUGUUGGGAGUGUGUCGGCGUGGCACGAAGGUGAAGCAAGUGUUUCUGUGAGCCUGUUCAAGGUGCAGGUGCAGGCAAUAUUCCGAACGCAAGACAACACGUCCUUUGUUGCCUUUGAUGACUUCAGUGUGCACUUUGGCAUGUGUGGCGGCUUAGCUGAGUGUAACUUUGAUGGUUUUCACAUGUGUGGAUGGACUCAGUUUGAUAGUAAAGCAUAUUGGGAGAUGACCAAUGGCAGUGACCACACCCACAGAGAGGAAGGUGGUGGAAUGUUGGUUCUGGAGCCGUCCAAGCAUGAGGCUGGUGACGCGGCGGUGCUGAUCAGUCCUCUCAUGGUCCCUGCAAUGGCUGUGUCUGGCUGCCUGCAGUUCUGGUUCAAAAUUAAUGAUGUAGCAGAAGGCACAAUAAAUGUCUACAUUAAGCCUGUUGAUGCGGCCAUGGUACUGGUGUGGAGGCUGACAGGCAAGCAGUGGGAUGACUGGAGUGUGGCAAGAGUUCCCCUUCAUAAUGUUACAGACACUUAUUUCUCCAUCCUGCUUGAAGGAAUUGUUGGAAUCAACCAGAUAGAAAGAAUACACAUUGAUGACAUCGCUCAGUUUGUGGGCAAGUGCAGUGUGUGGCCAAGGGAAGCAGUGCCCUCUAACAACACUGAUGUCACCACCACCACUGCUCCACCUCACUCUACCACCACACAGGAACCACUUGGUAUUAAUGACUGUGACUUUGAGAACAUGCUUGGGCCUUUCUGUGCAUGGAUGGUGGCUGAAGGGGAUAAUACAAAGCCCUGGAUUUGGUGGAGUGGUCCCCCAGACACUGUCACACCGGGCCCAUCCAAGGACCACACUUACGGCACAGAGAGUGGUCACUAUGUGUAUGUGGAAGCUGAGCUGGAGGAUGAUCCAGCAAGUGCCACUCUGUACAUGCCAGUGAUGGCGAACCCUCACUGCCUCCGUUUCUGGUACUACAUGUUCGGGGAGCUCACACCUUUCCUCACAGCUGGAACACAGAAAGGCGACAUUAAUGAGUUGGUCUUUAUAAGGAAUGGCUCUCAGGGAGAUUUCUGGCACCCAGCUACUAUCGAUCUUCAGUUCGAAGGACAAAAUUUUAAUGUAACAAUCAUGGCCUAUUGGGAGACCGCCAGCGCUGGCAUUGUGGCCAUUGAUGAUGUGAGACUUCAUGAAAACAAGUGUGCACACAGUCCUCAGGACCCAGAGGCCAUCCAUGACUUUGAGGAGAAUGGCUCCAGUUUUAGUUUGGUGGAUGGAAGUGACUUAGACUGGGACACCAUGAGUGUUGGUGAACAGGCAGACCACACACUUGGCACCUUGAAAGGUCACAUGGCUCGAGUAGAUCUGCAUAAGUACAGCGCUGGUGACGUGGGACAAAUUGUGUCACCAGUCUACCUCACCAAGCAGACAUACCGAUGCUACCAUUUGUACUAUUACAUGUCAGACGUGUCAAACUCUGCUGUGCUGAGAGGAUAUGCUCGCUUGACUGAUGACGGCUCAGGUGUUGCUCUCAAUAUGUCAAAGUAUUCAUUGUUCUUGCAUAGAGGAGAUGAAGGAGAUUCUUGGGUCAGCAAGCGAGGCCGUUUAGGAAAUGUGGGAAAUUUCCAGUUCAUCAUUGAAGCAGAGGUUGUUAAGAAUGACUCUAGGGCAAUCAUUGCAAUAGACGAUCUCUACUUCCCCACUGAUGAGUGUCUGGUAAUGAUAGCAUGUGACUUUGAGCACGACAUGUGUUCCUGGACCAACACACGGGACGACGAUGUCGACUGGCAGCUCAUGAGUCCAUCCGACUUUGUGCCAGGCCCUCCUGUCGACCACUCAGAAAACUCAGUCACAGGUCACUAUGUGGGUCUGCUUGGCACCUACAUGCCUGAGAAUGGUGGAUAUGCCAACCUUGUCAGUGAGUGGUACAUGACCAGCAUUUUAAUCCCUGCUUCCUGCUUCUCCUUCUGGUACAACAUUGCCUUCACUAACGGCUCUCUUACGGUCUCAGCUGAGAGGGAGCAAGCAUGGCAAAUCUUAUGGAGGCUUGAGAGCGGGCCAGAUCCUGCAUGGCACUAUGCAGAAAUUCCUAUUUAUCAGGAAGAAAUGUUCAGGCUUGUGAUAACAGGAGUGUUGGCAAAACAUCCCGACACUUACCUUGCUCUAGAUUACAUCAACUAUGACCAACUUAAUGAAUGUGGCAGUGGCACUGUCAUUCCUGCUAUUGCUGAUGUGGUUGCUCAAGCUGAGAAGAAUGUGGCGUGCUCCUUUGACUAUGACUGGUGCUCGUGGACACACAGUGAUCCAAUGGAGCUUGGUGAGACGAGCUCCGUGCAUGCAGACCGAGACCGUGGAGGAUAUGUGUAUGAGUUUGCCAAUGGUUCAUAUGUCUUCGUGCCGGGAUUCAUCAAGUCAGGACGCUUAGCAGAAAAUCCUGAGAACCCACACAAAUAUUGCUAUCGUUUCUGGUAUUACAUGUUUGGCACAAGCACUCCUUGGCUGUCAGUGUCCAUGAGGAUCUUGAGGAGCCAGUGGUCUGACAAUACCUACGAGUCUGUCUUAUGGCAGCGAACCAAGGGAAUGAUAGACAUGUGGCAGGAAGUGAAUGUUGAGAUCCCUACACAAUCUGGUGACUGGGAGCUGGUGUUGAGAAUAACGAAGGAUGAUUACCAAGUAGGAGUGGUUGCUGUGGAUGACUUUGACUUGUGGGUUGGUGCAUGCACAAUGGAACAGCUAAGUUGUGACUUUGAGUCAAAUCCCUGCGGAUGGAGUGACGACAAGUCUUACCCAUUGGAGUGGGUGAGGGUUGAAGCAAGGAUGGGUGCUGAGUCAAUGGGUUAUGAUCACACUACAGAAUCUGCAGAGGGAUACUAUGUUUACCCACAUCUGAGAGAAGGCCAUGCAGUCGGGGAGAACCUGUCAGGCCGGUUGGUGGGGCCUCGGCUCAGUGCCGGUGGGGGAAACCAGUGCCUUGCUUUUUGGUACAGCAUUGAAGGGUCAUCCACACUCAGAUUACUGAACAUUGAAGGAGGCGCCAGUGAUGAGCUGUGGAGCGUCACUGAAAAAAUGGUUCCUGGUUGGGUCUUUGCACGUGCAAAUCUCAACAUUACCACCAACAUGACUCUUGCGUUUGAAGUGAUUUACCCUGUGAUAGCCGGAAAUGAGGCUGUCUUGGAUGACAUCACUUUCAGCACAGAACCUUGUCCAUCCAACAUAUUAGAUUGUGACUUUGAGCAGGACUUCUGUGGCUGGUCAACUAAUACACCAUUGUUUGCAAGUUGGUUGAUUGGUCGAGGCUUCACCGUCAACUCAAGUUUGGUUUCCGGUCCCUUCUCAGAUCACACGACAAAGAAUGGAAUGUAUGCUUAUGUUGACUUCACAGACAGCCAUCCAGGUCACAGUGUUGUACUUCAAAGUGAAAUAGUCUACAGUCAGGAACCAGCUUGCCUCACCUUCUGGUACGUCAAGUAUGGCAACAGUGGCCGCUCGGGAAAAUUCACAAUUAAUCGGGAUGUGAAAGGUGAGCCUUUGUACACUCUGCUCACCCUGGGAAACAAUGAUAACAUACGUCAGUGGACUUACGUCAAUGUUGACAUUGGAAAUCAAACCAAACCAUACACAAUAACCUUUGCUGUGGAGUCCGUAACACGUGACCAGUUUGUCGGCGUAGAUGAUGUGAACUUUUCCCAAGGGAAGUGUUCCGAUCUGCCAGCAACUCCAUCACCUCCCCCUGCCUUUGAAUUGUGUGACUUUGAGGCUGCCGAUCUGUGUGGUUUUACUCAGCGAGAGGAUGAUACAUAUGCAUUUGACUGGACGCAGGGAUCUGCCAGUGAUCACCAGGGACUCCUCAAUGACCACACCACGGGAGACUAUUAUGGUCAGUACAUGUAUGUGGACCCCAAGCAGUACACAGUUGGGGCAGUGGCUGGCCUGGUCUCGCCUGAUGUGGAUGGAGUGCCAGAAGCAUGUGUUGCCUUCAACUACUACACGUCACACAAGGACGGCACACUGGAGGUGUGGCUGCACUCCAAGGAGACGCAUGACCCGUCCCUGCUCAACAUAUAUUCUGCUCCAUUUCAAACAUGGAUCGGUGCAAGGCUGCCGGUGUCUGUUGCUGGAGUGUGGCAGCUGGAGUUCCGAGUGACACUGAAGUCUAGUAAUGGGUUUGUGGCCUUGGACGAUGUCAUUCUGAGCCCCGAUGCUUGCCCAACCCCCGUCAACUGUGACUUUGAGGCAAACUCAUGUCUCUGGGAAAACACCAAACCUGCAAAAUGGACUAAUGGCCGCCUCACAGAUGACCCAAGCCAGGCCCCUGCCUAUGGCUAUGCUCCACCAUAUGACCACACAACAGGCACCCCCUACGGUCACUACUUGUAUUUCUAUGACAACAGUGUUGAUGAACUGUCAGCAACCAUGCUGUCUGAGGUGUUUGCUGUUGACAAGAGCUCUUGCCUCUCUCUUUGGAUUCACAUGUAUGGAGACAAGGUGGGAACCCUACAAAUAAAAUCAAUUGAGGCAGAAGGCACUUUUGUAUUGAAGAAGCUGACUGGCUCUCUUGGGCUCGAGUGGCAUCAAGUACAGAUUGAGCUGGGAGAGUCACCACAACACUGGCUGUCCUUGGAUGUGCAAGGUGUGCAUGGCCAGACCAAUGUGGUGGCUGUGGAUGAUAUUGAUCUGUCUGUGGGUCUUUGUGCAGGAAACAACAGCUUUGGUUACUUCCUCUGUGAUGACGGCAGCAAGAUCCCCAUGUCGCAGACUUGUGACUACCAAAGCCAGUGUGAGAGUGGCGAGGACGAGCGUUGGUGCGCCGGGUGUGACUUCUCGGAUGACAUGUGUGGCUGGAGAAUGGUGGAGACGGGACAGGACAGUAGCCAUUACUGGUGGCGGAGAUACACAGGAGGAGACCCAGAGGACAGUCCACAUGAUGCUUGUAUGACAGUGGAGAGCAAGGAUGGGGUAGUGCUAAACAAGCCUCGCAUCAUCAGCCGCCUGCAACAGCCAACGUUUGAAACUUGCACCUUAUCCAUGGACUACAAGCUGCAGUCUACAGGAGCUGAUCCUGCAAUAAAUGUGUAUUAUGAACACGGAGGGUCUGACAUGACGCUGCUCUUCACUGGUCAGAGCUCCUCCCCAGACUGGCAGAAGCUCAUGUUGCCUCUAGGACGCAUCUCUACAGCCUUUAAUUUUGUCAUUGAGGCAAUCAGCUCAGGUGCAGAUGAAGAAACAAUAUCUCUUGACCAAGUGAAGCUUACCAAAUGUGCCUCACCAGUACCCUGCAUAGACUUGCCUCCAUCUUAUCUUCUGUGUGAUAACAAAGCGUGCUACCCAGCAGAAGCCAAGUGUGACUUCACGGAUGACUGUGGAGACUACUCAGACGAGGCCUUGUGUGAUGACUACCCAUUACGGUGUAGCUUUGAGGACGGUGACUAUUGUGGCUGGGAUGUCUCAGAUAUCUUUCAGCUGACUGAGGCACGCUCCAGCAAGAUGCCGCCCUACAGGGACCACACUGUCAACACAGGGGAUGGUCACAUGCUGAUUACAUAUUCUUCUGCCACCAUCAUGAGUCCAAUAAUACAAGCUUCCACCAACUGUCAGUUCCAUCUUUAUUAUGCUAUAUCUGGGUCAUCCAAAGUAACAAUAGACCUAAAUGUAGUGGACUCUGCAACCAACAUAAUAUUCAAACAAACCAGCAAGCAUGGAGAGGAUAAACUUGUCUUCCACUGGACUCACUUCUCAGCCUCAGUAUCUUAUGACAAACCUUUCUUUAUUCAUAUGUGGGUGACAGUAGACGACAGAGGUGCUGCAGUGGCAUUUGAUGACUUCUCCUUGACUCCAGAGUGUAUUGUGACACCCGGCACCCCAACACCACCGCCAUUCUCCACCACUCCUAAUCCUUGUCAUGAUCAGUUUAUGUGUAAUACAGAAAAUGAAAUGCCUACAUGUAUACCUUAUGACCAAGUGUGUGAUUUUGAGAAGAACUGUCCAGAGGGUGAUGAUGAGAGCCUGUGUGGCACCACUGACUUUGAGGCAGACAUGGGUGGCUGGCAGGAUCUCAGUGACGCUACUUAUAGCUGGUCCCGCAUCAAAGCAUCAGAUGCAUAUUAUCCUAAUUGUACAGCACCAAAUGCUGACCAUACCAAUGGCUCAACUCAGGGUUAUUAUGUGUGGGCUCCUGCAAAACUCUCAGAGUCCCCAGAAUCCACCGCCAUAUUGUCCUCCCCAGUCGUUGGGCCAGCAGGGUUAGGCUGUACCUUCAGUCUGUGGUACAAUUGUAAGGAUGACGACCCUCUUCUGGUCAUAACGGCAUGGACUACUGGUGACUUGAAAGACAAAAUUGUGUCACUUCCAUUAAGGUGCUCCUCCAACCAGGAAUGGCGCCAGGGUCAAAUGUUCAUUGGUGAACAAGACCAGCUUUUCACUGUUGAAGUGAAGAGCACCAAGUAUUUCACAACGUGGAUCCCAACGCAGUUUGACGUCACCAUUGAUGACACUGCCUUCACUCUUUGCUCCACACGUGAAGAUGCAACCAAGGAGGAUAUAAAGUGUACAUUCUCAAAGCCAUGUCACUUCUACCAGAGCCACAGAGACACUGCAGACUAUGUUCUGGUAACAUCAAAGUAUGAUAAGUACGUUUCUCUGCGAGGGGACGAGAAUGAGCGCAUUGCUGUGCUGGAGACUCUGCCCCGUCAGGCGUCCUUCGGCUUCUGUCUCUCCUUCCGGUAUCUAAUCAAGGGUCAGGCUUCUCUGGAGGUAGUGAACAGUCAGGCCACCAUGAAUGAAACUGUGUUUGUGCGGAAGAGUGGCUACCUGGACUGGCAGACAGUCCACCUUAAUCUCUAUUCAUCUAAAACUUAUCAGAUUGAGUUUGUGGGCCACACAUCAGCAUCCAAUGGAGAAGUUUCCCUGGAUGACAUUGAACUAGUGGAAGGACUCUGUCCUCCUCCUCUCACCUGCACCUUUGAUGAUGACUCGGAUAACUGUCUAUGGAAGAACUACUUCACUGGAGCAUCGUUGCCCUGGAGCAUAGGACGUGGCAAUGAGAACAUCACCUCCGAACCAGAGGUUGAUCACUCGUGGGGCACACCAUUCGGUCACUACCAAUAUCUGAAUAUUGCUGGAGACCAGAGUGGAAAAGUUGCCUUCCUGAAAAGUACUGAGAUUGCCACCACCACUCCUGAUGGCGACUGUUUCCAAUUCUGGUUCUAUCUCUACUCUAAAGUGAAAGAUCAUGAUGUUGGUGAGCUUGGAGUCCGUGUUCUGAUCGACAAUUCCACCAUGAGUGACCGCUUGUGGGAACACACGUACAAUGGACAGGACGGCUGGCAGUUUGGAGAGACAACAAUCAAAUAUGACAAGAACUUUAGUGUUGUGUUGGAAGGUUACCGGCUGGAUGGGUCUGAGGGCUACAUGGCCUGGGACGACCUGACAGUGAAGCGCGGUGUGUGCACAGAUCCUGGCACAUGUGACUUUGAGGGCGGCCUUUGUGGCUGGAGUGAUGUAACAGAGUACGGCAACAAUACAUGGCUGUGGCUUGUGGCUGAGGAGGCAAGCAAUGGAGUGGCUGUUGACCACACCACAGACUCUGGAUCAGGCCAUUAUAUCACCUUUGAGAGAGACUACUGUACUAGUGGAAGAUCUUGCAUUGGCAAGCUAAGGAGCAGCGACAUCACCCCCACAGACACCUACUACUGCUUCUCCUACUAUUUGAACAGCUAUAAGGGUGAAGUAUCCAACAAUGAAGUGGCCAUCAAGUUGAUCAAUGUUGAAGAUAACUCACUCAUGUUGACUAUUAGAUAUGUCAACUCAUUUGACUUCAUGUGGACCCAUUAUCAAAUUGAACUAUCAAGGACAAGAGAUUUGUUCCAUCUUCAGCUGGAGGCAACAAUUCAACCCUUGAAUGCUUCAGUUGGGGCUUUCAGUGCCUUGGAUGACCUGGUCCUGACCCCAGGACGCUGUGACUCAGGGAUGACCACCAUAACGCCUACAACAGGACCUCCACCACCUGAUAAGCAACUGACAUGCACUUUUGAGGACAGCACGCUGUGUGACUGGUCCCAGCACCAGGGUGACGACAAGGAGUGGACACUGACAACAGGCCAGAAUGUGGACUCCAAUUAUGGACCAUUAGUUGACCACACCACCCACCUCUCAGAUGGUCACUUCAUCUACCUUCGGUCACUGAACAGUGCAGGAGAAGCUAAUUUGUUUUCUGACUUGAUUGUGGAUAAUGAAGCUGGCCACUGCCUGUCCUUUGCUUACUACAUGCAUGGGCCCAAUCCUCCAGCCAUCAUGGUCUACAUUACCAAAGAACAUGGAAUCCCAGGGUCCUCCGAACCUCCGGACUGGGAACACCGAGAUGAAGUUGGAGAGAUCUGGCAACAAGUUCGUCUCUUCAUACCAAACAAAAACUUUUCUCAACGAGUUGUGGUACGGGGCAAGUCAGCACCGGCUGAUAUUGACCUUGACCUGGGUCACACUGCCAUUGAUGAUUUCCUUCUGACUGACGGCUCCUGUCACAACCCUCAAGAAAUCUGGUGUGACUUUGAGACAUCAGACAUGUGUGAAUGGACCAAUGUUAAUGAUGGUGGAGCAGAGUGGAUCUGGAAUUCCGGCCAAAACCCAGACCUGGUUAAUUCUCCUCCUACUGACCACACCUUUGGGACCUCAUAUGGACAUUACUCCAGCUUCAAACACUCUCCUGAUAACAAAGAAGAUAAGGCAUAUCUCUUCAGUCCCAUUUAUCAUGGCAAUGGAGAAGUGUGCUUCCAGUUCUACUUUUAUAUGCAGGGAAAGCCAGAGUGGUCAGGACAGUUGUUUGUGUACAUCAAGAGUCCCUCAGCAUCUAUUGAUGGCCUUUCUCCGGUGUGGCAGAUUUUAGGCCACCAAGGAGAUGCCUGGAAUUUAGGACAAACAUCAUCCAAUCUUGUUAAUGACUUUGAGAUUGUCUUUGUUGCCAUGGAGGGCGAGGAUGGGGAGAACAGCACCAUAGCCAUAGAUGAUGUGGUGAUGCUGAGCAGGACCUGCCCCACUAUUGCCACGUGCAGCUUUGAGGAUGGCUUCUGUGGCUGGACCAACACCAUGCAAGGAGAUGACACAGAGUGGCUCAUGAAUCAAGGCUCCACACCCACUGAAGGCACAGGCCCCAAGUAUGACCACACCCUCAACACUGCACUUGGGCAUUAUAUUUACAUGGAUGCAGCACUAGCAGGAUCAGAUACGGCACUUGCUACUUUAGAAUCACCACUCAUCCCAAUCCAGAUGUACUGCUUUGAGUUUUACUACUACAUGUAUGGUGACGAUGUUGGCGGUUUUGCAGUGGAGUUGAAGCAAGAUGAUGAGGUGAAAGUCCUGAUGCAUGCAUUUGGGGAUCAAGGGCAAGAAUGGAAACUGGGUAAGGUGGGCAUUAUUGAAAAUGAGCUGAAGCAGCCCUUCAAGCUGGUACUGAAAGCCCAGCGAGGCAACGGACCCAAGGGAGACAUUGCCGUGGACGACGUGUGGAUGGAUAAAGGCUUCUGCAACCCCAACCCAAGCCAGUUUUCAUGUUAUAAUGGCACCAACAUUAAUGCAACCAAAGUGUGUGACUUUGUGGACGACUGCAAAAAUGGAGAGGAUGAGAUAGACUGUGGUGACUGCAACUUCCAGUUUAGUACAUGUGGAUGGAUAUUCCAAAAGGAGAAUGACUUUGUGUGGCAGAAAGGCCGGAACAUGAGUGACGGCUCUGGCUAUGAGGUCAUUAUGGACCACACUCUCGGCAACGCAGCGGGAUAUUUCUUGUACGUUGCGGAGCAACCUAGUGAAAAGUCUGGCCCGGCUGUCAUGGUCACCAAGUCUCUCCACAAUGCCUUCCUGGGAUGCACCAUGAACUUUUGGUACCGAGAAAACAGCAACAACUACUACAACAAGCACAUGAAGCUAACCAUCAGUGUGGUGAGGGAUAAUGAAGUCCAUCCUCUGCAUUACUUGAUUGAUGCCAAAACAUAUAAAUGGGAGAAAGCCACCAUUAGAAUAAUGGACUGGUGGGGAGACUUUAGUGUUCAGGUGGAGGGAGAGAACACAGGCAAUCCUUCUGACUUGACUCUGGAUGACUUCAGCUUUGAGGAGUGUGGGCCACCAUCAGACACACCUGCACACUGUCCAGAAUACCACAUCAAGUGUCCUCAAACAGGAAUCUGUGUUCCUCCUGACUUUGUUUGUGACACCACCAAUGACUGUGGCAACAAUUAUGAUGAACAGGAGUGUGAUGAAUACUCCCCAAGGUGUACCUUUGAAGAAAAUGGCCAAUGUGAUUGGGUUCAAGAAGAUGAAGAGGAUAGCAUUGAUUGGCAAAUUGGAACAAAUCAGGUAGCUAGUCUUAUCAGCAAUCACCUGACAGGACCACCGGCAGACCACACCACACGCCUCACCACUGGUCACUACCUGUACAUCACUGCACCACCACACCAGGCUACCAAGGAAGACAAGCAAAGCAAGAAAACUUACCGAGCGUGGUUUGUUAGCCCAACAUUGAAGGUUGACACUGACACAUACUUCCCCUGUCAGCUUCGUUUUCACUAUUACAUGUAUGGGAAGAACAUCGAAGAACUCAAUAUUUAUACAAGAACAGAAAUUCAUGGUGAGAAGUCUCUUUCCUUUAGAAGAACAGGGGAGCAAGGUCAAUUCUGGGACCGUUCAGUUGUGACUGCCACAGAGAAAGUUAAUUUCCAGUUUGUAAUAGAAGGAAUCACAAACAACGAAGACUUCUCAGACAUAGCCAUUGAUGAUCUGUCAUUUACUGAAAGCUGCAUUAUUGUCAAUGCAUCCUUGCCAGGUGGUAGCACCUACACACCUCCCCCUUCACCUUGUGGAGACGAUAAAUUCUACUGUGGAGUUGCAUAUGAAUGCAUUCCUGAAUCAAAAAGAUGUGACUGGCAGUAUGACUGCACAAAUAAGGCUGAUGAGGAUUACUGUGGUGCGUGCAAUUUUGAAUAUGACAUGUGUGACUGGUAUGAUGGAAGUGCUGGCAUUUUCCAGUGGAGAAGAGUCCGUGCUGGUGACUUCAGCUCCGUCACUCACCCUAAUGUGGACCACACUUACAACACCUCCGAUGGCCACUUUGUGUACAUUGAGAGUGGAGCUGGCAUUGAUGGCAGGACAGCCAUGCUUUAUAGCCCAAGGCUGUCUCACACAGCAGGGUUUUACUGUGAACUGCAUUUUUGGCUCUAUCUUGAAAGCAUUCUUGGUUCAAAUUUGACUCUGUACUCUUAUCAUGAUGAGGUUCAGGGAGAGCUGCUGUAUGAUCUAAUGAAUUCUGAGGCACAGGAAAAGGUUUGGUUUAAGGCAAUUGCUACAGCUAGAAAAGUACCCACAAAUCAUCAAUUAGUGUUUGAAGCCACACCACGCUAUGAUACAUCCACAGACUGGGAGGAAUCCCACUCUGGCCUUGUUAUUGAUGACAUCAGUUUCUUUAAUUGCAAUGAAAGAACUCUGAGUCUGGACUGUAAGUUUGACAAUGAAGCUCUGUGCGCGUGGUUACAAGAUCAACAUGACGAGCAGGACUGGAAGAAGGGCAAUGCCUCAAGUAGUUCUCUUGCUGACCAUACAUCAGGAACAGGCUAUUACAUCUACAUUGACUUUUCGGAGUCACAAGCCAAGAUGAAUGAUGCUGCAAGACUCAUCAGUACAGUGCAGUCUAAACCAUCCCAGUAUGUUAAUGUGCUGAGUCUCUGGUACUACUUCUAUGGUGAAAAUGUUGGAAUCUUCAGAAUUAUUGAAAGGAAAGAAUCUACAAAAACAAAUGACACUCUUUUUGAAUUGAGUACCACCCAAGAGAAUAAAUGGCUACUAUAUCAAGAGCCUAUGUCAGUUGAUGAUGACUUCACAAUAAUUCUUGAAGGUACAUGGAGAGAAAAGGGAUUGGGUUUGCUGGCUGUAGAUGACAUUAAGAUGACAUCCACUUUACAUGAGGCAGUAUGUGAUUUUGAAGUCAAUUUCUGUCAGUGGGUACCAAGCAAUGAGAGUGCAGGAAUUUGGACACGAGGACAAGGAGCACAGAACAUCACAGCCCUUCCACCCAAAGACCACACCCACAAUUCUGACUCAGGGUAUUAUGCCUACUUGAAAACUAAGGCAGAGAAUGAAAUGGGCUUCCUCACUUCUCCUGUUUACAAGGCAAUUGGAGUUCAGUGCAUCAGAUUUUGGUACCAUAUGCUGGGAGACAAUCUUGGACACCUAAAGGUAGAAGUAGCUGAUAAGAGUGAUGACUUUGGAUUUGUUCCUAUAUGGAGCCAAACUGAGAACACCUUUGAAAUGUGGUUCCAGGGAAUGGUGACACUGCCAGGCUUAUUAGAGUACAGUGUGAGAUUUAUGGGUGUAUCAGGAAAGAACAACAAUAGUGUGAUUGCCCUAGAUGAUGUCACUUUUGUUCCUGGUGUUUGUCCUAAGCUUUAUGUGUGCAACUUUGAGUAUGACAUGUGUGAAUGGAUAAACUCAGACCAGGAUGAGUUUGACUGGGUGAUUUCAUCUGGCAAGGAAGGAGGAGGCAUUCUUGUAGAUCAUACCAUUGAUCAUGAGACUGGACACUAUCUUCAGACAACACUAGAAGGCAAAAAGAAGGGCGAUCGUGCUCAACUGUUUGGACCGGUUGUACCAUCCAAGUACACAUGCAUGACCUUCUGGUAUUCAAUGCAGAAUAUUGAAAAUGCUACACUCAUAGUUAAGUUGAUGGAAGAUGACUUCAUUAACAUAGCAGAGAUCCAUAACUCUUCCCUGCUUUACCUAUGGGAGGAAAUUUCCUUAACUCCUAAUGCUUUGGAUGAUAACUAUGAGAUCAUGUUAGACCUGGUUAUAGAUGAAGACAUUACAUUUUCACAAUAUGUUACCAUAGCAAUAGAUGACAUUGCUUUCACGGAGGACUGCAGCAUCCACACACUUCCACCCAUCACCAUUCCACCUCCCACACAUCUUCCUUCCAGCUAUGACUGUGACUUUGAGCAAGAUGGAAGUGAAACCUGUGGAUGGAUGCAAGACACUGAUGAUGGAAUAGACUGGCAGCUUUGGAAGGGGCCAACACCAACCUCUGAGACUGGUCCACAGACUGACCAUACUUUUCUCACUGUUGAAGGACAUUACAUAUACAGUGGCAACAACAUUGUGCAAAAUGAAACUACCGCAGUGCUAAAGAGUCCAGUUGUGGAUAUUGCCGCACGUGGAGCCUGUCUGUCAUUCUGGUACCACAUGCACGGACUGAAUGUUGGCACACUGCAGGUCAUGUCUCAGAAAACGGGCAGUGCCAACAAGUCUACCGUGUGGAAACGUUCCAAUGAGCAGGGAGAUGACUGGAUGCAAGCCAAGGUCCACCUCACAGUGCAAGGUGAACAGUACCUGCUGCUGCAGUCCACACUCAGAGCAUCUGGUGCUGGUGACAUUGCUAUUGAUGACAUUAUAUUUGACUUUGGAAAGUGCUACACUGGGAUUUUGUGUGAUUUUGAGUCUGGAAAUAUCUGUCAUUUUGAACAAUCCCUUGAUGAUAAGGUGGACUGGCAGCUUGUCCAAGGCUCAGACUCUGCUGACAAAUCAGAUAUGAUCCCAGGGCAAGAUCACAGCCUGCAGUCCCCACUUGGCCAUUACCUCCAGUUGUCAGGUGAGGGCUAUGCUGACAUUUAUACCAAUGAGAUUGAUGCACAGUAUGGCUGUGUUGAGUUUUCAGUCUAUUUGAAUGGUUACAUGGAAAGGCCAUCAGCACAGUUGAAUGUACACAUUCGCCGAAGCGGCAGCCUGGAUCCUAAGCCAGCAGUAGUUAUCACUGGCCCCGUUGACUCUGGCUGGAGUCGUUACUUGCUUCCAGUGACCAGUUCAACCCCGUACUCACUAGCCUUUCGGGGCAACGUGGAAGGUGGUGCGUACGUGAUUGGCAUAGAUGACGUGAAGCCUCGCAUUUACUGUGAACCCAUGAGUGACUGUAACUUUGAAACGGAUACAUGUAUGUGGAAUAACUUGGAUGAUGAUGACUUUGACUGGUCUUUAACAACAGGGGAGGAUUUGGACAAUAUCUAUGCACCUGCAGUAGAUGUUACUCUGGGAUCACCUCUAGGAAAAUACAUAUAUGUUGACACUACCAGGGCAAUAGGCACAACUGAUAAACCAAAAGCAAUUUUAGAAACCAAUGCUAUGAACACUAAGGAGCAAUGCAUUAGGUUUUGGUACCACAUUCAAGUAGUUAAUGCAUCUCUUGCUCUUAAAGUCAAGUAUCUUCCAUUUGUAGAAAGUGAGCAAUUAUGGGAAGCUAAAGCAACCAUCCAGGCAGAAUGGAAGUACCAGCAAGUGUCCAUUGAAAGAGGAGGCCUCCAUACCAUCCAGUUUGUAGCAGCUUCAGACAGAGGCAAAAUGGGCAUCAUUGCCCUUGACCAGGUGAUAGUAGACUCUCAUCAUUGCACAAAUGAAACCAUUCCUGAUUGUGUGAUUACCUGUGAUGGGGGAAAAACUUGUAUUCAUGAAAACCAGAUGUGCAAUUUUAUUCAAGAGUGUGGCAAUGGUGAUGAUGAAUUCCUGUGUGGCUACAACUGCACUUUUGAAGAUACUGGUGAGGAACACUGUAUGUGGAGUAAUGUGGCAGUCAAUGACAAGGCACAGACGUGGAUGCUUCUCUCUGGUGACCGUAAUAAGACCAAUGCACCUCCUAUUGACCACACCUUUUUGACACCUUCAGGCCACUACAUGGCUCUCAUGCCUGGAGUGGGAGGCCAAACUGGAGAGGAGACCAAAGCCAUCCUGCAAAGCCCAUACUUGUUCAACUCUGCCUCCUAUUGCCUUAUGACCUUCUGGUAUGUAAUGUUCGGAAAAGCAGAUAACAUUUCUUCAACAGACAUUGGUACUUUGGCAGUAGCAUCUGAGCUCAGUGAUCUCUCUGUUGAGCUACUGACAGUGACAGGAAGUCAAGGUGAUGAGUGGAGAUAUACAGUUGCCUAUGUUGGGAGAAUAUAUCAGAAAUUCAUGCUGAAGUUAAUAGGCAACAGAAACCUAGAUAUGAGUGGUUACAUAGCUGUUGAUGACAUCAGACUAGACAAUUGCUUCCUUCCAACACCAUUGACUAAGCCUGAAGAAUGUAAACACUUUUUGUGUGAAAACAGUGCUUGUGUGUCAUCAUUUGAAACAUGUGACUUUGUUGAUGACUGUGGAGAUUACUCUGAUGAGAAUGAUGAAUAUGCUGGGUGUGCCUCCUUUGUUGCCCGUUGUUCAUUUGAAGAUGGCCAUCUCUGUGAUUGGAACCAAGAGGGUCCUGAUGACUGGCUCAUAGCUUCACCAGACUCUGAGACCCUCAUCCCUAAACACGAUCACACCACAAACCUACCAAGUGGAACUUUCAUUUCCAUUGGCAGCAUCCAAAAUAAAUUAGUUUCUGCUUCUGCCACAAUUUCAAGUCCAGUAAUGCAAUGGAAAACUGAUGACAUCACCCCAUGUAUGCUCCGUUUCUUCUUCUAUGUGGAUGGUCCAGAUGUUGGUGAAUUAGUUGUUUCGCUAAGGGAGAUGUCAGAUGGCCCACUGAUUGAACAGUGGAAAUUAGUCGGAGCUGCUGGACCAUUUUGGGAACGUGAGGAAUUGAUUGUGACACCACAUGUGAUAGAGAACAAGCCAGUACAGUUCCUUAUAACUGGAAAAACUCUCAAUUACACAGGAGGAGACAGUUCAGUUAUUGCCAUUGAUGAUAUUUCAUUCUCACAUUCAUGUGCUUUGUCAGAUGACCCAUUACCACCCACUCCCUCACAGAUGCCAACAACCACCCAGGGUCCAUGUAACGAUAUGUUCCAGUGUGAGAAUGGUGAGUGUGUCCCACUGGAUUAUGUGUGUAAUUUUGCAAAUGACUGUGGGGAUGGCACUGACGAAACUAUGUGUGCCGACUGUGAUUUUGAUACUAACACUUGUGGAUGGAAAGAUGUUAGUGUUGGCAGUUACCACUGGCUUCGUGAAGAACCAGGAGUGGAAGGUAGAAAAGGACAAGUUAUGAAGGUGGAGGAAAGGUUUGGCUCUGUUUCCAAGGUUGCAAAACUCACAAGUGUACAACUGGGAGGAUCUGCCUCAGCCUGCACCAUGAGGUUCUUUUAUUACAAAACUCUGGGUCUGUAUGGAACCACCGCACUUCAUUUGUAUGUCAAGAGAAAAGACAAUAGUGAAUAUAGAGCUUGGUAUCAGCUGGAUGACAUGGGUGAUAAGUGGUAUGAGCAGUAUGUUGUGAUUGCUAACAAUGCCCCAGGCUGGAGCUUACGUUUUGAAGCCACUCACUAUGAUGAGGACGGACUGAUCCUUAUUGAUGACAUUCAGCUUAAGAAUUGCACAUUACCAUCAGCAACAAUCUGUAAACAUGAUGAGAUGAAAUGCUUGAAUGGUGCUUGUGUUCCUCAGGGUGUUAUGUGUGACUUCACUAAUGACUGUGGUGACGGAACAGAUGAGAUGCCAAGCCUGUGUGAAAGUUACAAUGAAAGGUGCAACUUUGAGAAUGAUUUCUGUGGCUGGACACAAGAAAAUGAAACAAUGGAGUGGAUUCGCAGAACAGGAGAGUCACUGUCUGAAGAUGUUGGACCAGAUUUUGAUCACACUCUUGGGAAUGAAAAAGGGUAUUAUAUGUACUUAAAGAGUGGGCAGGAUGUCAAAUUUAAGACUGGGAGGAUAGCUAGCCCUGACUUUUAUCCAGUGAUCAUAGACUGUGCAUUCAGGUUCUGGUAUGUGAUGAAAGCUGACCAGGGCUCUAAGUUGAUUAUCUAUGCUGAAGAAACCUCAGAACACACAGACAGGAAGAAAGAGAUUAUUUAUGAAACAGAAGGCUCAGAAGUGUAUGGCUGGGCAAAAGUAACUAUCCCUGUGGUGUUUACAAGAUAUUUCAAGAUAGUGAUUGAAGGCACUGCAUCCGAGGGAAUUGAGGGUGAUGUGUCUAUCGAUGACAUUUCUUUCACUCCGGGGUGUAAACCAGUUCAUCCUCCACCCACCACUUCACCGCCUCCCGGACACUGCCUCAGUGACGAGUUUGAGUGUGCCAACUCUGAUUGUAUUCCAAAGAGCAGUGUUUGUGACUUCAGGUAUGAUUGUCAAGAUUCAAGUGAUGAAUUGCCUUGCCCAUCACAAUGUAACUUUGAGGUUGAUAGCUGUGGCUGGUAUGAGGCUGUUGAUGAUGCACUCAACUGGAUACUGGCCCGAGCUAAUGACAGUAGCUUUGGGACAGAUGAUGGAGGUCCCUAUGUGGAUGGAUCAGGUUUGAAGCAAGGACACUUUCUGUAUCUUUUUGCCACAGAACCUGACCUCUCAAAUGAAGAAGGUUAUGCACUCUCCCAUUGGUAUCAAAAUUCUGCUCCCUAUUGUCACCUUACUUACUGGUACUAUGUGAGUGGGGAGAAGUGGUCAGAUGUGAUCGUUCGGCUCAACACAUCGUCAACAGAAAUGAUGAACCUGACCUUCUACACAUCGGAGACUGUGGUACAGAAUGGAGUGUGGCACAAGGAUGAAGUGGGAAUUGGCAGGCACAAGUCUCCAUUCCAGCUUUCUCUGUACAGGAAAGAACUUACAUCUGAGUACACUGGUCCCUUUGCUAUAGAUGAAAUGCAGUUCAAUGAAAACUGCCACUAUGAUGAUCCUUCAGAGGAUACAUGUCUGGGAGGAGAAUAUCACUGCAGUAAGACAAAGGUGUGUAUAAAUGAGAAUAGACUCUGUGAUCUGAGUGACGAUUGUGGUGCAGACGAGGAUGAGGCAUUGCUAAUGUGUCAUUCCUACCAUAAACUCAAUCUUGAAAAUGAUGGUUGGCUCUCUUGGUUCUCUCAAGACACAGAGAAUGAUGACUUGAACUGGAUUAUGGGUAGUGGCUCCACACCAACUAAAGGGACUGGACCCAACUUUGAUCACACAACAUCUGAUGGCUCUGGCCACUACCUCUAUGUGGAGAGCAGUGUCUCUGGAGGAGGCAAAGUAGCACGUCUCAUCACUUACCCCAUCAAGGCUGACCCCAUAUGCUCUUUGACCUUCUUUUCCCACAUGCAUGGCAGGGGCAUGGGCUAUCUUCGUGUGUUGGUGGGGAAUGACACCUCGAAGCCUGUGCAGCUAAUGAACAUAACUGGAGAAGUUGGUAACUACUGGGUAAAACAAACUGUGGAAGUAAAAGCAGAUGCAUGGCAAGUCUUCCACUUUAUCAUUGAAGGAGAGAUUGGCCAAGGAGAGCUUUCAGAUAUUGCUGUGGAUGACUUUGUGUUUGCUCCUUAUUGCAAACUAAUGGGCAGCCCUGACAGGAACUGCACCUCAGUAGAACACCAAUGCUCAGAUGGAACAUGUUUACCAAUAGCCAAUCGGUGUAACUUUGCUGUCGAAUGUCCCAAUGGAGACACAUCAGAUGAGGAGGGCUGUGUUUCAGAACAGUGUAGCUUUGAGGGAAAAGAUUUAUGCAACUGGGAGAUCAAGAGCAAUGCAGAGAAACAAGAAGACCUUUUCACGUGGAGGUUGAUACGUGGAGACGACUCCCUGGCCAACCAAGACCAGGAAGCAUUCAAACCUACAGUGGACCACACCCAUGGGGACUCAGCAAGCUACUACGCCUUCACUGCAGCCUCAUCUGGAGACUACCAAAACUCCACAGACCUCAUUACCACUCUGGCUAUAGGAGAAAGCAGCACCAUUUGCCGGCUCCAAGUGUGGUACUGGCUGUCAGGUCCCGAGCCAGGAUCCCUCCAUGUGCAGACCAUCUCAGAAUCAAAUGAGAUUGUGGAAGCCUGGAUGACAGAUGGAAACCACGAGGAUAAAUGGCACGUGGUGGAGGUGCCCUUGUCUCACUUGUCCAACCGAAAGGUCUCUAUACAUGCCCGGCACACUGAGUUCUACAUGGGAGCAGCAGCCGUGGAUGAUGUGGCCUUCAUUGGCUGUGUUCCCCCAGUAAUGCCUCCCCAGGGUAUGACAUGUUCUGAGAUGGGGAAACACAAGUGCAAAUCUGGAGCAUGCAUUGACAAGCACCUGACCUGUGAUAACUCUAAUGACUGCUUUGACCUGUCGGACGAGGACUCCUUGAUGUGCAACCUUUAUCCACAACGCUGUGAUUUUGAGUUGGGCUUGUGUGCCGAUUGGAUCCAAGACAUUGACAGCACUGCAAACUGGGUGGUGCACCAAGCCUCCCCUGAUGCUGUCGACUCACUGCCUAGCCUGGACCACUCCCUUGCCACAUCUAAGGGACACUUUUUGAAGCUUGAUGGCAGCAAUGGGUCUGUGGCUCACCUCCACUCACUUGUCCGUCGUGGCAUUACUCAGGACUGUUUCUUCAGGAUGUGGUAUCAGGUUCUGGGCAACAUGCCUGACACCAUCAGGAUUUACAAGCGUUACUCUUACUACGAGGGCGGCAUGCAGCUGCUGGCAGAAAUAGACAACUCUGUGCAGGGAGUGUGGAUCAAGGUCAAUCUGGAGCUUUCAAAUGCAACAGCCAAUGACAGAUUCCAGGUUGUGGUGGAAGGUACAGUGGGUGGAGCGGGUUCGGGCCAUGUGCUGCUUGACGACUUUUCCAUGACACCAUCCUGUGAGGCAUCACUAAACACUCAGCUCCCUGGAGAAGGUGACAUCACUACACCCUCACCAUUGUGCCUUCCUGGACAACUCCUCUGUGAUAAUGGCAAUUGCUACAACCCUAUUGAGUCCUGCAACUUCUUUGAUGACUGUGGGGAUGGAACAGAUGAGAGAGGAUGCACCACAAGCUGUGACUUUGAAGGCAGUGAUUGGUGUGGGUGGUUUGAGAGCACCAGCAGCUCCAUCCACUGGUCCAUCUCAGGCUUCCCGGCUCCACCACCUGGACCCGGCAGUGACCACGCUAACCACAAAGACACCCAUGACCUCACCACAGCAAAGGAUGAGGGGAAUGGAGGAGAGGUGGCAAUUUUGGAAUCCCAUAUUUUUUCAUCAGUGGGAUUGCACUGCACUUUGGCCUUCUGGUCAUACGUGGCCUUUGAUGGAGAUUCCUCGUCACUGACUCUUAUCAGGAAGGCAAAACAGGAUGCAGGUAGUGAUAAUCCAUCAAAAACUCUGUGGACAUCAUCGACCGUCAACCAGUGGUCAGCAGGCUACAUAUCAGUUGCAGGCAAGAGAGACUUCACUCUUCUCUUUAUGGCCACACAUGGCAAAGGAAAGAAUCACAUUGCCCUGGACGACUUGGUGUUCCAUAAUUGCAAACCUACUGACGAAUGCCAAAGCAGCACAGACUUCCAGUGUGCAAGUGGUGACUGCAUCCCACGCCAGUACACGUGUGAUGCCAAGUUUGACUGCUACGACAAGAGUGAUGAGUUCCAGUGCCCACGUGUUAGGGGUGAUUGCAACUUUGACACCGGGUCAUGGCUGAGUGACUGUGCAUACGGGCAGCGCACGGAUGAUGAUCUGGACUGGCAGCAGGCCAGUGCCUCUGACCAGGAUGGCACAGGCCCUCUUCAUGACCACACUCUUGGUUCCAUAGGCUAUUAUGUGUAUGUGUCUAGCAAGACUGGAGAACCUGGACUGUUGGCCACUAUAGAGACAGAAGAUGAGUAUCCAGCCUCACAGGGCAUCUGCUACAUACGAUUUUGGUAUUACAUGCACACUGAUCACGGCACAGAGACUGUGGACAUUGGAACUCUCAGGGUGUAUCUGUCAGAUCGAUUCAAUCGACGGUACCCUGUGGCCUCAGAGAGUGGCAACCAUGAGGAGGGGUGGAAGGAGGUGGUGAUCCUUGUUAACAUGAAAGAUAGCUUUGUUGUCAUGUUUGAGGCUGAAACAGGAACUUCAGAACACACCUACAUUGCACUUGAUGAUGUGUCCUUCACUCCUGAGUGUGAGACAGGUGUUGGUCCCCCCCCUGUGAACAACACAUGUGGGAGUGGAGAGGUGAGGUGUGGGUCUGGGGAGUGUAUUCCUGAAAGCUACACCUGUGACUGCAUUGCUGACUGUCUUGAUGCAUCUGAUGAAGCUGAGUGUAGCAACACAUGCACCACUCUGCACACGAGGUCCACCACCAGCACCACUACCACCACACCUGCCAGCACUGUCACCACCACAGUAAACCCUUAUGCCUGCACCAAGAAGGAGUUCUCGUGUGGAGAUGAAGACCACACCUGCAUCCCAGCACUUCUUCUCUGUGACACCAUUCCUGAUUGUCCCAAUAAGGCUGAUGAAACACAGUGCCCUGAAAAUUCUCACUGUGAUCCAGGAUUCUUUUACUGUGGUGACAAGUUCAUGUCUCACCACCCCUGCAUGACCAACGAUGAUGUGUGUAAUGGCAUUGUGCAGUGCUUAUCACAUCAAGCUGAUGAGUCAGUGUGUGGUGACUGUCCACACAACUACUGCCAGAAUGGUGGAGUGUGUGCACCACAGAGAAGAGAGAAGCGUCCUGCUUGCAAUUGUCCAGAUGAUUACACUGGCGACCGCUGUGAGUUGCCCAUCUCCAUCACCACCACUGUGGGUCCCACUGUGGGUCCCACUGAUGCACCCAACACUGGGGGACUUGAUCCAGGGGCCAUUGCUGGCAUUGUCUUUGGAGUCUUGUUUGCCAUCAUCAUUGGAGUUGUUGGCUUUUUCUAUUUCAAGAAUAAGAGAAGAAUUGUGCAGGAAACUCCAAGAAGUCCAUGGGAGUUGGAAGAGCACCAGCACUAUGUGGGACCAGACCUGGCAGUGCCCACCAGUGAUGACAUCCCACUGGAGGACCUCGACAACACCUCAGCCUCAGACUCAGUCUCCAAUCCCACCUUUGUUCCAUAAUUCCCUCUGAGUUGCUGAGUAGUCAUGUUCCACAUGUUCAGGGAUUAGUAUUUGUUAAGGAUUCAUUUCUCCUUAAUUUAGUAGAUUUUUGUAUUAAGACUUAUAUAGAUACAUUGUUAAUUGUUAUCAGCGAUGUUUGUAUUAUACAUAUUGAGAGAAUGAAAGCAAAAUGUGAAUGUAUGUCUAAGGUUACCAUUUCAUUUGUUUUACACACACACACACACACACACACACACACACACACACACACACACACACACACACACACACACACACCGCGUAGUGGAGUGGUUAGCACGCUCGACUCAC